Molecule: messenger RNA, 2324 nt
Organism: Anguilla anguilla (European eel)
Lineage: Eukaryota; Metazoa; Chordata; Actinopteri; Anguilliformes; Anguillidae
Exons: 7
Coding region: 255-1631 (458 amino acids)
Biological process (GO): cholesterol metabolic process; chlorophyll biosynthetic process
Cellular component (GO): chloroplast
Molecular function (GO): 2 iron, 2 sulfur cluster binding; chlorophyllide a oxygenase activity
Source: RefSeq, a predicted model, not a curated record
AAGUCACGUCUCGUUUCCCUGGCGAUUGGAGAGUUCAGUCUCCAGUGGAGUUAGGAAACACUCCCAGGCAGGUAACUAACGAAACCAAACAACACAUGCAACUCUACCUGCACAGUCUAUAGUGGAUCUACAGAGACGCGGGAGGAUGUGCGGUUUUUUAUCUAUCCUGGUCGGUGUAGUUUAAAACACCGAUCACUUUCUGUGGGGGCAGCGUUUCUGGCACACCACGAGGUCACUCAACCUGCAACGCCGGGAUGGAACGGUGCUCUGGCUUUGUCAAGGUGAUCGCGGUGAUGGCGAUCAGUCUGGCCAUUGGACUUGUGUUAGACGUGCGGGAUACUUCCGACAUGUUUAUUGGUUUUCCAUACCCGGAGCUGUGGAGGAAAGCGGGACUGGCAGGUGCGCCAGCCCGAGCUGCUGCCUGCAUCCUCGCCGGGGUGUCCUUACUGGCAUUAGGCUGGCUGUACAGGCUGAUUUUCGCUCCCCUGGAGCUGCUCCGGACGGCCGACGAAGUAGGGUAUAUUGCAGAAGAUGGUCGUUCGCGCGCACAGGUUGCCAACGAAGUGCGUAGGCGUCGGAAAACAGGGGAGCUACCACCAGUGUACCCGAACGGCUGGUAUCGAGUGCUGGACUCACACACGCUAGAACGGGGCGACGUUAAGAAUGUCACAUUACUUGGUGAGCAGGUGGCAGUGUUUCGCUCUGAAGACGGGACGGCCUACGUGGUGGAUGCCUACUGCCCACACCUGGGCGCCAACCUGGCGGUAGGGGGACGGGUCGUCGGGGGCUGCAUUGAGUGCCCCUUCCAUGGCUGGCAGUUCCGUGGCAAGGAUGGGAAGUGUGUGAAGAUCCCCUAUGCUGACAAAGUCCCGGAGUUUGCAAAGGUGCGUUGCUGGCCCAGCCGUGAGGUGAACGGGCUGGUGCUGGUGUGGUUCCACUGCGAUGGUGCUGAGCCCAGCUGGACUGUCCCGGAGCAGGUGGAGAUCACGCGCGGGGAGUGGGUGUACCGCGGCCGCACCGAACACUUCAUAAACGCGCACAUUGAGGAGAUUCCUGAGAAUGCGGCUGACAUUGCCCACCUGGCACACUUGCACACGCCAGGCAUCGUCAGCGGCGUGGACCUCCGCUACACCAACAGCAAGACCUGGGAGUUUGUGCGUCACGACUGGAAGGUGGACUGGAAACCAGAGCCGGAACCCAACCUACAUUGCUCUGAGAUGCUAGUGAAACAUGCGCUCACUGUGUUCGGCCGGCGGUGGCCACUGCUGGACCUGGAUGUGGUGGCCAGACAGGUGGGGCCCGGCCUGGUCUUCCUUCUCUUUGACCACAGCUUCCUGGGCCGUGGGCUGAUCAUGCACUGCGUGACCCCAGUGGAGCCCCUCCUCCAGUGCGUCUCUCACACCAUCUUCUAUCAGAACAGCAUUCCGCCGCUGGUGCCAAAAUUCAUCUUGCGGGCCGAAUGCAUCCAGUUUGAGCGGGACGUGAUGAUUUGGAACAAUAAGACGUACAUCUCCAGGCCCAUGCUGGUGAAGGAGGACUCGUCCAUCCAGAGACACCGGCGCUGGUUCAGCCAGUUCUACAGCGAGAACAGCCCUCGACUGCGCUACCAGCACGACUCAUUGGACUGGUGACCUUUCACCCCGGUCCAGAAGGAGGGGCCUGCUGGGAGAUUGCGAGGCAGGGCACAAGCUGGAACUUCAGGCAGGGAGAGAUGGUGAGAGGGAAAGAGAGAAAGCAUGUUCAGAAAAGUAGGUACGAGAGGGAGAGACCGAGGGAGAAAACAGAACUCUUGUGAAAGUUAGAUAAAGUUGAUUUGCACCUACUUUUACCUUUAGUUGUCAUCAGGGAACCACCAAGAAAUUUUCCACUUUCCUCAUAAACUGCAAGGAGAGUUUUAACUUCUUUUUUCUUUUUAAUGGGAUUUCUCCCAAGAGCAAAUGAUUCAUAUAAUAUCUCUCAAUACAUAACUGCAAACUUUCCCAGUCUUGUGAGUUUUGUCCAUAGGUCCUUUCAUAAUUCUUUGUAAAUGAGAUGCCACAUUUGUAGAGCUUUGUGACAGUACCUUUCUUUGGAGAGCUAUAUCAAGGACAAUUUCACUGACUAAGUCAGGGGAACAGAUAGAGAGGGAAGACAGAGAGAGAGCGAGUGGAGAAGAUGGGAGGAUGAGGAGGACAUAGAAAGAGAGUUCCGGUAUAAAAUAGAGGGAACAGAGAGGGAUGGCAACAGGGCCCGGAGGGUGAUAGAAAGGGGACGAACAUGAUUGAGACAGGAAAUGGGGAGGAUGUGUCCUUGCCCUGCGGUGAUAUUAUCUUUUGUUCAUUUAA